Messenger RNA from Peromyscus leucopus (white-footed mouse), 2046 nucleotides. RefSeq names its product interleukin 11 (gene Il11). Gene Ontology annotation, molecular function: growth factor activity; cytokine activity. The record is from RefSeq and is a predicted model, not a curated record. Gene Ontology annotation, biological process: positive regulation of cell population proliferation; positive regulation of MAPK cascade. NCBI's taxonomy places the organism in Eukaryota, Metazoa, Chordata, Mammalia, Rodentia, Cricetidae. The transcript has 8 exons. Gene Ontology annotation, cellular component: cytoplasm. The coding region runs from base 1 to 1092 and encodes 363 amino acids.
AUGUUCGUGCAGCAAGCCGAGGCCCAGCUGACCCCCUGGGAUCCCCCGGCAGCGGACAGGGAAGGGUUAAAGGCCCCCCGGCUCCCUGCCCCCUGCCCUGGGGAACCCCUGGCCUGUGGGGACAUGAACUGUGGGCGGAGCAGCUGGGGGAUGGGCAGCCGGCAAAGGAGCUGUCCCAAGCCCCUGAGCCCCACGCGCCGCCAGCCGGGUCUCCCGCUGCGUGCGUCCCGGAGCGCCUCGCAGGCCAGGUGCGCCCAGGUCCUUCCCGACCCAGCGGUCCAGCUUUCCGCAGCCACCUUCGUGGGCAUCCGGGAAGGGGUCCGGGGCGCCUCCCUGGAGAGGAAUCGGCCGGCUCAGGCUCCCUGGGCAGGGGAGGGGGCAGGUUCUGGCCUGUGCCUCCCCCCUCAUGCCCCGCCCCGGGGCCCAGAUUCCGGCGUCCGGGGGCGGACGGGAGACGCCCGGCCCGUCUACCCGCCCCGGGCCGCGUCUGCUCCGACGGGUGUUUGUCACCUGGUCCUGGUGGUGCUGAGCCUCUGGCCAGAUAGAGCCGUUGCCCCUGGGCCACCAUCUGGCUCCCCACGAGUCUCUCCAGAUCCUCGUGCAGAUCUGGACAGCGCUGUCCUCCUGACCCGAUCCCUCCUGGCCGACACUCGGCAACUGGCGGCGCAGAUGAGAGACAAAUUCCCAGCAGACGGAGACCACAAUCUGGACUCCCUACCUACCUUGGCCAUGAGCGCUGGGACGUUGGGAUCUUUGCAGCUUCCAGGGGUGCUGACAAGGCUUCGAGUAGAUCUGAUGUCCUACCUCCGGCAUGUACAGUGGCUGCGCCGGGCAGGUGGCCCUUCCCUAAAGACUCUGGAGCCAGAGCUGGGUGCCCUGCAAGCCAGGCUGGAGCGGCUGCUCCGUCGUCUACAGCUCUUGACAUCUCGCCUGGCUUUGCCCCAGGCAACCCCAGACCAACCCACAGUCCCCUUGGGCCCUCCUGCCUCCGCCUGGGGAAGCGUCCGGGCUGCUCACGCCAUCUUAGGCGGGCUGCACCUGACCUUGGACUGGGCUGUGCGGGGUCUGCUGCUGUUAAAGACUCGGCUGUGACGAGGACUGAAAGCCACCACCGACAUCAUCGUUCAAAGCCACAUCUUAUUUAUUUAUUUAUUUUGGUACUGGGGGGGCGGGGCACAUGAUGAUCAGGGGCAUGCCACACCCCACACAACCGACACCCAGCUAGAUACACUUCCUCCAGGAGACCUGGGUGGGGGUGGGGUCACCUGUGUGGCUUAUUUAUACUUAUUUAUUUAAGGAAUUGGGGGUGGGUGGGGACAGGUGGAUCUGAGACCUCGAAGAACAGGGAACUGAAAUCCUGGAUUCUGGGGUCUCUAUGAAAUCUAUCCACAGUGUCUUCCUCGCUUCCUCCAUUAUUUAUUAAACAAUUACUUUUUAUGUUAAGGGGUUUUAUACCGAAAUGUGAGACGUUUUUUGUGAGACAGAAAAGGGGGUGAUUUAAAUACAUAUCCACUUAGAGGUGAAUAGCAGAGGGAUGCCUAAAUGGUCGGAGUCUGACCUGGUGCCUAGCACUUAGAGCUCCUCAACAGAUACUUAACAGAAGGUUCCAGAACAUCGCCUUAGAACUAAAAGCCCCUGCGUGGUUCAGAGCUGCAAAGCCCUCAAGGUUGUUCCUUUCGGCGACAUUCAUGCUGGGUUCGCCGGUGGGAGCUGGGUGAAUAAAAAGGGAGACAUCGUGUGAUGGAAUCCUAACCAGCCGGUCUAAACAAUCCAAGCAAAGGCUGCUGAUGACGCUGACCGGCCCUGCACCGUGAGAGCAGCAGACGGUAGAACCACUCUUUCUAUACCUAAGUAUGGAUUUUUUUUUUUUUCAAAAUGGAAACACCAAAAUGUGGACAAUGACUGUCUCAGGGUUGAAAACAUGAGUUGGGGCUGUGGGGUGACUUUGUGUGUGUGUGUGUGUGCUUGUAUUCUCCAGAGUUUUUACCAUGACUGUAUUUUGCAUGACACAUUUAAAGACAACAAUAAACACUAUUUUUAGAAUGA